Helobdella robusta is the source of this 645-nucleotide messenger RNA. RefSeq lists its product as hypothetical. The transcript has 2 exons. The record is from RefSeq and is a predicted model, not a curated record. Lineage: Eukaryota; Metazoa; Annelida; Clitellata; Rhynchobdellida; Glossiphoniidae. Gene Ontology annotation, molecular function: catalytic activity. The annotation marks the transcript as partial.
AUGUCUGAAAAGGAAAAUAUUAAAGAGUCAGUUAACAAGCUACUAAAAGAGAUCUCAGGCACAGACUUGGGGACAGAGGUAGUUGAAAUUUCAAGAUUGGGGAGAAAGUCUGAUGAAAAAAAAUCAAGACCCGUUCUAGUUCAGUUUUCUAAUUAUACUGUUAAAAAUCUCAUCCUAAACUGCGCCAAGCUGAAAAAAUCCUUGAAUUUUAAUAAAGUCAUCAUCAACCAUGACCUUUCAAGGGAAGAUAGAAUAAGUAACAGGAAGAUUUUGGAAGAGAAAAAAAAAGAAAUUGGUGAAAAAGAUGAUGUAUCAAAGUGGUCAUUCAGACUGAAGGGCGUGCCAGGAGACUUUUAUGUUAUUGCUUUCAAGAAGCAAAAUUUACUAAAAAGUCCAAACUCUAAUGUUGGAAAUAAUGAUCUUUUGCUGAAGUUGAUAAAUGAUGUGCUGGCAUUACCUGGUGAAACCCUAUUGUUUGGGGACUUUAAUUUUCCUGACAUUAACUGGGACACGUCCAGUUUUGAAGGUAAUGAUGAGAGGGUUGAAAACAGAUUUUUGAAUCUUCUUAAAGAUAAAUUUUUAAUACAACACAUCAAUCAUCCAACGAGAUUUAGAGAUGAUCAGACAUCAAGUAUCCUGGAUCUG